Molecule: messenger RNA, 1368 nt
Organism: Cotesia congregata
Lineage: Eukaryota; Metazoa; Arthropoda; Insecta; Hymenoptera; Braconidae
Source: the annotation of a GenBank genome assembly
AUGGCGACUAACAAGGAAUUUAAGUAUAACGCUGACAAUAUUGGAAUAUUUUCUAGCCCUAGUUCACGUAAGAACAGCCAAUCAACAGCUCCGCAAACGAUAAUUUGUCCUGGCCGAACGCAGGGCGAUGGAAUGGAAAAUGUGUCGAAUAUUCCAUCAAACAUUGACGAAAAAGUAAAAAAAAAAAUAAAUUUACGCGAUAAAUUGAUCUAUCACCCGUCAAAUCUCAAGCAGCAGUCAUCAUGCCCACCCGUGACUCCAACAGGCACCAUAGUGAAGUUAAUCCCGAAAAACGUGACUCAGAUAAAGAAGGAAAAAUUACUGAGCUCGUUAAAAAAAUCUAAGGAGCCUAAAUUUGUCCCUUACGAGCCCUACAAGGCAGCUGUAAAUCCAAUUGUCCCUAAUGAGCGUAAAUUUAUCCGCGGUUCAAGGAAUAAUCUUGAUAUAAAUGAGAUGGUGGCUCAGAUGUCGCUGCACAAGUCGAUAGAAAUUCAGAAAAACGACCAGAGAUUAGCACAAACUCUUAGUAAGGAUGAAAGGGAGCUCAAACAGUGGGAGGUUGAUAAGAAAACUUACGAGUUAGAGCUACAAAAGCUCAGGGAAGAAAACAGCCAGCUGGAGAACCAACUUAAGUUCCAGGCGCAAGUAAAUGGCGAGUUAAAAAAUUUACUUGUUGCGGCUGUCGGGGAAGAUUUGGAGACCAAGGUUCAUAUUUUGACUGAAGACAAGCUCCAGCUGUCUCAGGCUCUGCUGAACUCCGCGAGACACUUGAACACUCAUCAGGAGCAAACUGAGUGGCUUGCAGGACAAUGCGAGGUUUGGAGGAGCAAAUUUCUGGCCAGCAGUCUCAUGGUUGAGGAACUAGCUCGCUGGAAAGCUGCGCUGUGUCAAAGGACUACUGACCUUCAGGAAGGCAUCAAGAGGAUGCUGGAGGAGCACACUAAGGUUCGUGAUACUUUGACCAAAACUUACAGGACGCUCAGUGUUAUCAGGGAGAACUUUGACCCAGCUGGGACGCUGACUUACAGGAGACACGAGCUCCCUAGUAGCAAUAUUGUUGAUCUAGCUGACGGGUGCUGCCAGAUUGCGGAGAUUUUAAAUGUUAAGUUGCUCAGUAGCAUGGAUCCAGUUAGGAAAUUUAAGCAAGUUGAUACGACGGGUCUUGAGAUGAAAACUGUCGCAGAGAAACAUGUUGAGCAGCUGCUGAUGAAUCCUAAUUUAAUGAUGUCCGGGAGGCAGGAUGCCGCUUGCAGCGCUGUUAUGGGAGCUGCUUUUGCGCUUUCAGGGAAAAUUUGUCUUCCUUCUAUUAUGAGUGACAACAAUAUGGCGAGUUGUCCUCAUUGCAGUGGGGAAAUUCAACAAGUUUGA